Molecule: messenger RNA, 1380 nt
Organism: Hibiscus syriacus
Lineage: Eukaryota; Viridiplantae; Streptophyta; Magnoliopsida; Malvales; Malvaceae
Product: chaperone protein dnaJ A7A, chloroplastic-like
Exons: 7
Coding region: 60-1337 (425 amino acids)
Biological process (GO): response to heat; protein refolding
Cellular component (GO): cytoplasm
Molecular function (GO): ATP binding; heat shock protein binding
Source: RefSeq, a predicted model, not a curated record
UUUAUCUUUUAUUGCUUGUUUUCUAUGAUAACUCUUGAUUCUUUGAUACAGAGUUUCACAUGGCGACGACUAUUCCUUGUGGAAACGCUCUGGUGACUUGGUAUCGUCCUCAGUUUAUGUCAAGCUGGAAUACCAAAAAGUUGCGGAUGCCUCAAGCGCGUGUUUCAACUGAGAUAGGGGCCUUAUCAUUUUCAAGUUCAAGCAUUUUUUCUCGAAAUACGACGCUGGAGUUAUUCAAUUCAUGUUUACCUAGAACACCAUGUCACCACUUGGCAAGGCAUCUGAUUGUCAAAGCUGCUCGGGAUUAUUAUUCCAUCCUUGGAGUAUCCAAAAAUGCCAGCAAAUCGGACAUAAAAAGCGCUUAUCGAAAGCUUGCCAGGAAUUAUCAUCCUGAUGUGAACAAGGAAGCAGGAGCUGAACAGAAAUUUAAAGAGAUUAGUCAAGCUUAUGAGGGCUUCUCAGAUGACGAGAAGCGUUCUAUAUAUGACAGGUAUGGUGAAGAUGGUCUUAAAGGUUCUACUAUGGGCACAGGGGACUUUACCAAUCCAUUCGAUCUAUUUAGCUCGUUCUUUGACAUGGACAUCGGAAAUAGAAGUGCUAGAAAUAUGGCUGCAGAAGGUGAAGUUCUAAUUUACAAACUUGUCUUGACUUUCAAGGAAGCUGUCUUUGGGGUAGAAAAAGAGAUCGAGGUGUCCAGGCUUGACAAAUGUACCUCCUGUGAUGGCUCAGGUGCAAAGCCAGGGACUGAGACAUAUACUUGCACCACAUGUGGUGGGCAAGGGCAAGUUGUCUCAUCGUCGAGGACUCCCCUGGGUGUCUUCCAGCAGGUGAUGACAUGUUCUGCCUGUAGUGGGACUGGAGAGACAUUAACUCCUUGUAACAAAUGUGGCGGGGAUGGCAGAGUAAGAAAAUCAAAGAAGAUUAACCUGAAGGUGCCUGCUGGGGUUGAUUCAGGUAGUCGGCUGAGAGUCAGAUCAGAGGGGAAUGCCGGAAAGAGAGGGGGUGCCCCUGGUGAUCUUUUCGUUGUCAUCGAUGUGAUUCCAGACCCUGUAUUGAAACGGGAUGACACCAACAUUCUUUAUACAUGCAAGAUUCCAUAUGUUGAUGCAAUCUUGGGGACAACAGUGAAGGCGCCAACAGUUGAUGGAUCUGCCAAUCUUAAAAUCCCUGCCGGUGUCCAGCCCGGAACAACUUUGGUAAUGGCAAAGAAAGGUGUGCCGUUGCUGAACAAAGGCAAAAUGAGGGGGGACCAAUUAGUGAAAGUCCAGGUUGAAAUCCCAAGACAGCUAAGUGAUGAAGAGAGGAAGCUUGUUGAAGAACUAGCCAACCUCAAGUAAACCAAGACUUUCAACGGUAAGAGAUAAGAAGCUAUAUUGUGAU